AAGCCACGGGAGAAAAUAUCAGUGAAAAAUACUGCACUGAGACUGAGUCCGAGUCAGAGACAGCGAAGUGAAGCCAACUACCCCGCGAAAUGCGAUGAUGUUUGGAAAGAUAGCAUCAUCAUCUUUGGCUUGAAAAAACCAGUCAAUGCUAAUACUGAUAUAUGUCCAAACCCACCCCAGAAGAGUGACGUUCUUUCGGUCCUUCCCUUGACACCCCGGGAUGGCACACCACAACCAUUCCACAACUCUUCGUGUUUUCUGCGUCGGAACCCUCGACACCAAGCUCCACGAACUCCGAUUCCUCUCCGAUUCACUUCGUUCCCAUCUCCAUCACUUCUCCUCCACCAAGGUAGAGGUGGUGGUGGUUGAUGUCUCUGCUGGUUCUGAGGAGACAGAAAGUUUGCAAGAUUUCACGUUUGUUUCAAGGAAGGAUGUUAUCUCUUGCUACACUUGUGGAUCAAACGAGGCGUUGCUUCUCCCAGAAGACAGAGGCAAAGCCGUGGCUGUGAUGAGCCAAGCACUUGAGCAGUUCUUGAAGAAGUCUCAUGAGGAUCGGUGUCUUGUUGGUGUUAUUGGUGUUGGGGGUAGUGGAGGGACAUCCCUGUUGUCCUCUCCCUUCAGGUCUCUCCCAAUUGGGAUCCCGAAGGUAAUCGUGUCGACUGUGGCCAGCGGUCAAACUGAACCCUAUGUUGGAACCUCGGAUUUGGUGUUGUUCCCGUCAAUUGUGGACAUUGCUGGCAUCAACAGUGUUAGCAGGCUCAUUCUGUCCAAUGCUGCGGCUGCUUUUGCUGGGAUGGUUGUUGGAAGGGUUCACAGCUUAAAGGAUUCUUCUUGCAUUGAAGAUAAGCCUACAGUUGGUAUAACUAUGUUUGGGGUUACUACUCCUUGUGUUAAUGCUGUCAAAGAUAGAUUGCAUGAAGAAGGUUAUGAGACCCUGGUUUUCCAUGCAACUGGGGUUGGUGGCAGGGCUAUGGAGAAUUUGGUUAGAGAGGGGUUUAUACAGGGUGUUUUUGACAUCACAACAACAGAGGUAGCAGACUACAUAGUCGGAGGUGUAAUGGCCUGUGACAGCUCUCGCUUUGAUACCAUUAUUGAGAAGAAAGUCCCCUUAGUCCUGAGUGUGGGAGCAUUAGACAUGGUAAACUUUGGAGCAAAAGAUACCAUACCACUGAAGUUUCAGCAGAGAAAUAUAUAUGAACAUAAUAAACAGGUUUCACUCAUGCGAACAACAGUAGAAGAGAACAGAAAAUGUGCUGAGUUCAUUGCAAAUAAACUGAAAAAUUCAUCAUGUAGGAUUUGUGUUUGCCUUCCAGAAAAGGGUAUAUCUGCUUUAGAUUCGCAUGGGAAGCCAUUUUACGAUCCAGAGGCAACGGGUGCUCUUCUACAUGAAUUACAAAGGCUUAUUCCAACUAACGAUGAUCGACAGGUAAAGAUGUAUCCUUAUCAUAUUAACGACCUUGAGUUUGCAAAUGCAUUGGUUGAUGCAUUUUUAGAGAUUAAUGAGAAAACUAGUAAAGAUUCUACUCAUCGACAAAUAACCAGUCCUGAAUCUGCUGAACACUUUCAUGAGGAUAAUGUUUCAAAUGCAUCAAGCUUUGGGACCAUUGUCUAUACACCAAGUGAAUUCCCAGAUGCAAGACCAGAAACAUUGGAGAAAACACAGCUUAUAUUGCAGCAACUGAAACAUCAUAUAGAUAAAGGAAUUCCUAUAAUAGGAGCUGGUGCUGGGACGGGCAUAUCUGCCAAGUUUGAAGAAGUUGGAGGGGUUGAUCUAAUAGUAUUGUACAACUCAGGGCGCUUCCGAAUGGCUGGGAGAGGUUCAUUAGCAGGAUUAUUACCUUUUGCUGAUGCUAAUGCUGUUGUGCUUGACAUGGCCAAUGAAGUUUUGCCAGUGGUAAAGAAGGUACCAGUUCUUGCUGGUGUAUGUGCAACUGAUCCCUUCCGUCAAAUGGAUUAUUUCCUUAAACAGGUGGAGUCUACUGGAUUCUCUGGGGUACAAAAUUUUCCAACUGUUGGGCUAUUUGAUGGUAAUUUUAGACAAAAUCUUGAAGAAACGGGAAUGGGCUAUAGCUUGGAAGUUGAAAUGAUCCAGAAAGCCCAUAAAAUGGGUCUCUUGACAACCCCAUAUGCAUUCAAUCAACAUGAAGCUAUUGAAAUGGCUAAAGUUGGUGCUGAUAUUAUAGUGGCCCAUAUGGGUCUAACUACAACAGGCUCUAUAGGUGCAAAAACCGCUGUUUCACUUGAAGAAAGUGUAGUCCGUGUUCAAGCUAUUGCAGAUGCAGCACAUAGGAUUAAUCCCAGUGCCAUCGUGCUGUGCCAUGGAGGUCCAAUAUCUGGUCCAAAAGAGGCAGAAUUUAUAUUGAAGAGAACCAAGGGAGUUCAUGGGUUUUAUGGGGCUUCAAGUAUGGAAAGACUUCCAGUGGAACAAGCUAUCACAAACACAGUCAAAGAGUACAAGUCAAUUUCUAUUCAUUGAGGUUUUACAUGUCUGUACUUUAAUCAUGCCAGUGUUCUGUACGUUACAUUGCUAAUAUGUCCGUUCAGUUUUGUCAUUACUUAGUACCUACCAAAUUUGUGAAGAAUCAUUGAUUUACUGAUAUAAAUUUUGGAAGUGAUGAAGCAAAAGCAAUGUUCAAUACCUAUGUUUUGAUGCUCUAAAGUUCAGGUAGUGCAGUUAUAAAUAUAAAGUGCAAGUGGUAACCAUUGACAAGAAGUUCAAAAAUAAAUUGACAAACCCCAAUUUUCUUAUCCAUGUGUAAACCAUUUAUCAGCACUGCUUUUUACUGUUCAAGUGUACCCUGCACUUUAAAGGAUCUUAUCCAUAAAAUAGCCAAGAGUGAGUGUAGGAUCAUUUGUAUUUUGCAGGGGAAUUUCACAGAUUGAUAGAUUAUCAUAUGUGGACUAAAGUAAUCAGUAUUUUCUUUUUGGAAAACUCUGAUUAGUUAGAGGUCAAAAUGUUUGGGUUAUAUCAGUUUAGUCCCAAAUAGUUAUCAGUUGUGUUAUUUGGCUUCAUAAGCACUUAUCUGAUUUGUGUUGAUUGUUGUUGUGGGCCACUAAAAAGAAGACACAAGGGAAGACCUUGCCGUCCAGCUAUAUAUAAUGCGGUUGUUUCAUUUAAACCGUACUUAUAAAAUAAAUGAAGGAAAGAGACU
This is a messenger RNA of Abrus precatorius (Indian licorice), 3152 nucleotides long. RefSeq names its product UPF0261 protein mll9388. The transcript is spliced from 9 exons. Gene Ontology annotation, molecular function: catalytic activity. The record is from RefSeq and is a predicted model, not a curated record. The coding region runs from base 221 to 2476 and encodes 751 amino acids. NCBI's taxonomy places the organism in Eukaryota, Viridiplantae, Streptophyta, Magnoliopsida, Fabales, Fabaceae.